Drosophila virilis is the source of this 1922-nucleotide messenger RNA. The record is from RefSeq and is a predicted model, not a curated record. NCBI's taxonomy places the organism in Eukaryota, Metazoa, Arthropoda, Insecta, Diptera, Drosophilidae.
UGGACAGGGCUGUUGUAGCUGUCUCGCUCUGAAGAGCUUUUGGUUGCGUGCUUUUUUGGAGCUCGGCCCCAAAGCGGGCAGCGCAGCCAAACGAGCAGCAGCUGAGUUAACGGCGCACACUCUUACGCGUUAGAACAUCGGGGCCGCUAAAUUUGUGACCGAGACGGAGCGGCAAUACCCCGACGUUUGCACAAUAUUUUUUUUUUUCGUAGAUUUCUCGGUUAAAAGUUCAAAGCAAAGUGAAGCGAAGCGACAAUAAAAACACACGCGCCGCAGAAAAAAGGUAAAAUAAAGACAACAACAGCAACAACAACAAAAGCGAAAAGAAAGCAGCAGCAGAGGCAGCUUGAAAAUCAAUCGCCCAGCAGCAACAGCAACAACAACAAGUUUUUAGUUGUUUUCUUUUGUGUGCGCCGUUCGUGUACAUAUGUUUGCCUGGUCUACGCUUUGCGCGCAACAUUUAUUCUCGGUUUUGUAUUUUGUUUUGCACAUUUUAUCAAGCCAAACCACCUCCAAAAAAGCGCAAAACUAGCUGUGCUCAUUGCAAGGCGACAAUCAGCGAAAGCAACUGUAAUAUUAAAAGCUCGACUUUUACACAACUUGCAUGCAGCUGAAGCUUACGAAGGGUAGGCAGUGGAGGCUGCUACAGCGACAACAACAACAGCAGCAACAGCAACCGUAAUAAGAAGAACAAGCGCGAGAUCUCAACUUGGCCCAUUGUCCAGCUGCAGCGAAGCAUAGCCUGCGCGACGUCGCCUUCAUGACGAUGGCCAUGGCACCGACCACAGCUGCUUCCGCCACCAGCACCGCCACCCCCAAAAGCCCAACACCCACACCGACCCCCAAGCUGGCCAAGUUCAAAUCCUCAUCGCUGGACCAUGAGAUCUACACGGCAAAUAGACGCAGCACCAUUGCCACCGCGGCCAGCGAGUGGAAAACUUUGCGAGCUCCGCUCAAUGGCAGAUCCGUGCAUAUGGGCAGCGGCGGCAGUACCGGAGCGGGGCCAGGGGCCAUUGCUGGCCACAUGACGCGCGCCGCCUCAACCUCAUCGCUGGCGAGCAGCACACGCACCAUGACCAACUAUCAGGAGUACAAAAUGGAAAUUAUUAAUCAGGGCAAGUGUCUGUGUGGGCAGUACAUCAGAGCGCGACUGCGACGUGCCGGGGUACUCAAUCGGAAGGUGAUACAAAGGCUACGCAACAUAUUGGAGCCAUCGUCACAUGUGGUCUAUGAGGUGUUUCCAGCGCUCAAUAGCAUGGGCGAGGAACUGGAACGCAUGCAUCCGCGCGUCUACACGAACGUCUCUAGGCAGCUGUCACGUGCGCCUUUUGGUGAACUGGAGGACAGCGAUAUGGCGCCCAUGCUUCUCAAUCUGGUGGCCAAGGAUCUCUUUCGGUCGAGCAUCACCUGGGGCAAAAUUAUCUCGAUAUUUUCCGUCUGCGGCGGUUUUGCCAUUGACUGUGUCCGCCAGGGCCACUAUGACUACUUGCAGACCCUGGUUGACGGACUUGCUGAGAUUAUUGAGGACGAUCUGGUCUACUGGCUAAUCGACAAUGGCGGCUGGCUGGGAUUACAGAAGCAUAUAAGGCCGCAUGUCGGUGAAUUCACAUUUCUGGGCUGGCUGACGCUGUUUGUGACCAUUUCGGCUGGCGCCUAUGUCGUUUCAAAUGUUUGUAAACGUAUUGGCUGUCAAUUGUAUUCAUUGUUAUUUUAAUUUCGGGUCGUUUUUAGUUAUAAUUGUACCCCGUAGUCAGUGAGAUAAACUUGCAAUCAUUCCUGCUUAAAGUCGUUUAAUAGCUUGUAAAGAGAUCUGUUUAAUGUUUGAUAUGAUAUCGAUAUUGAUACUUGUUAUAUUGUUUUUGUACAUAUGCCUAACUUAGUGCCAAUCACAUAGAGCAAAUAAAUUACAUAAAGAAAACUAA